CCCGAACCCGCCGCCACAUUCCCGCUCCUCUCCCUCCCCUCCCCUCCGGUCGCGCCGCGCGUGCCUUCUCCGAGCAGCAGCCAUGGACGUCAACGAGGAGGCCAUGGCGGCGCACAAGCGCGCGUUCCUCGACUUCCUCGACCAGGAUGUCGGGAAGGGGGUUUACAUGCAGGCCGUGCGCGACAUGGUGCAGAACAAGCGCCACCGGCUCAUCGUCGGCAUGGAUGACCUCCGGAACCAUAGCCUCGACCUCGCCCGCAGGAUGAUACGGAGCCCCGGGGAGUACAUGCAGCCGGCGUCAGAUGCGGUGACGGAGGUGGCGAGGAACCUGGAUCCCAAGUUCUUGAAGGAAGGGCAGCGCGUGCUGGUGGGAUUCUCGGGUCCCUUCGGCUUCCACAGGGUCACGCCGAGGGACCUCAUGUCCUCCUUCAUCGGGACCAUGGUCUGCGUCGAGGGCAUCGUCACCAAAUGUUCACUAGUAAGGCCGAAAGUUGUUAAGAGUGUUCACUACUGCCCUGCUACUGGAGGCACUCUCUCACGUGAAUACAGGGACAUCACAUCUUUUGUUGGCCUGCCUACUGGUUCGGUUUAUCCAACAAGGGAUGAAAAUGGCAAUUUGUUGGUCACCGAGUAUGGGAUGUGUGAAUACAAGGAUCACCAAACACUGUCCAUGCAAGAAGUGCCUGAAAAUUCUGCCCCUGGACAGCUCCCGAGAACAGUGGACAUUAUUGUAGAAGAUGAUCUUGUUGAUUCUUGCAAGCCAGGUGACCGUGUCUCAAUUGUUGGUGUAUAUAAGGCUCUUCCAGGGAAAAGCAAGGGCAGUGUUAGUGGUGUAUUCAGGACUGUCCUUAUCGCAAACAAUGUCUCACUUAUGAACAAAGAGGCAAAUGCACCUGUCUAUACUCGGGAGGAUCUGAAGAGGAUGAAAGAAAUAUCAAAGAGAAACGACACAUUCGACUUGCUAGGAAAUUCACUUGCUCCAUCUAUAUAUGGUCACCUGUGGAUAAAGAAAGCAGUUGUGCUAUUAAUGCUUGGUGGCGUUGAGAAGAAUCUGAAAAAUGGAACUCACUUGAGAGGAGAUAUAAACAUGAUGAUGGUAGGAGAUCCUUCAGUUGCCAAGUCCCAGCUCCUAAGAGCGGUUAUGAACAUUGCCCCUCUAGCAAUUUCAACUACUGGAAGGGGUUCAUCUGGUGUUGGUUUGACUGCUGCUGUCACAUCUGAUCAAGAAACUGGGGAAAGAAGGCUGGAGGCUGGUGCUAUGGUUCUUGCUGAUCGUGGUGUUGUCUGCAUUGAUGAGUUUGAUAAGAUGAAUGAUCAAGACCGAGUGGCCAUACAUGAAGUUAUGGAACAGCAAACUGUGACCAUUGCAAAGGCUGGAAUACAUGCCUCGCUAAAUGCGAGAUGCAGCGUAAUUGCUGCAGCAAAUCCAAUAUAUGGAACUUAUGACCGUUCAUUGACACCAACCAAAAACAUCGGGCUUCCAGACUCAUUGCUCUCACGUUUUGAUUUGCUUUUUAUUGUUCUUGAUCAAAUGGAUGCUGAGAUUGAUCGUCAAAUUUCAGAACAUGUUGCACGGAUGCAUAGAUAUUGCACUGAUGAUGGAGGAGCAAGGUCUCUUGAUAAAACAGGAUAUGCUGAAGAAGAUGAUGGUGAUGUUAAUGCAGCCAUAUUUGUUAAAUAUGAUAGAAUGCUCCAUGGGCAGGACAGAAGGAGAGGCAAAAAAGCCAAACAGGACAGACUGACUGUCAAAUUUUUGAAGAAAUAUAUCCAUUAUGCCAAGAACCUUAUUCAGCCAAGACUCACUGAUGAGGCAUCUGAUCACAUCGCAACUUCAUAUGCUGAGCUCAGGGAUGCUAGUGCAAAUGCAAAGUCUGGUGGAGGUACACUUCCAAUCACAGCAAGGACACUGGAAACCAUAAUUCGUCUAUCUACUGCUCAUGCCAAGAUGAAAUUGAGGCAUGAGGUUCUAAAAACUGAUGUUGAAGCUGCACUUCAAGUUCUGAAUUUUGCAAUAUACCACAAAGAGUUAACUGAGAUGGAAGAGCGUGAACAGAGAGAAAUGGAAAUGAAACAACAAGCUGACCAUGAUGCAGGUGCAAGUGGUGGUAAUGCUGAUGGGCAUGGCAGUUCUGGAAACGAUCCGAUGGAUGUGGAUGUAGGAAAUGCAUCGAACGAUCAGGAUGUACCUGCCGAGAGAAUCGCAGCAUUUGAGGCAAUUCUCGGUCAGCAUGUGUUGGCAAAUCAUAUCGAUCAAAUUUCAAUCGACGAAAUUGAGCAAACAGUUAAUAGAGAGGCGGCUGCACCUUACAGUAGACGUCAAGUAGAAUUCAUUUUGGAGAGGAUGCAAGAUGCAAACAGGAUAAUGAUACGGGAUGGUAUUGUUCGGAUAAUCUAACUUCAAAUCAUGUCUUGCAUUGAGGACAAGCUGAUUACUACGGUGCAUCAUCCUUAUCUUUUCAACAGAUACUUGUCUAAUUUGGCAUUUCAGAAUGUCUGCAUCUGCACCAGAGGUUGAUGUAUUUGUGUAUCGUAAUUUUUAACAGCGAGAUUUUAGAUGGUCAUCUCUGCCGUUGUACUUUCAAUUGAUGUACUGUAACUUACAUUUCUUCUGA
This is a messenger RNA of Oryza brachyantha (malo sina), 2612 nucleotides long. RefSeq names its product DNA replication licensing factor MCM3. The coding region runs from base 83 to 2395 and encodes 770 amino acids. Gene Ontology annotation, cellular component: nucleus; MCM complex. Gene Ontology annotation, biological process: DNA replication; mitotic DNA replication initiation; double-strand break repair via break-induced replication. The record is from RefSeq and is a predicted model, not a curated record. Gene Ontology annotation, molecular function: single-stranded DNA binding; ATP hydrolysis activity; ATP binding. The transcript has 16 exons. Lineage: Eukaryota; Viridiplantae; Streptophyta; Magnoliopsida; Poales; Poaceae.